ACACAACUCUUCUUCUUCUUCCUCUCUCUCAAUUCGUUUUCUCGCAAAUUCUCAGCAAUCUGCAGCUAACUUGAUGAUUGCUGGCUACUGAAUCUUGAGUUUGUUUCUGGAGUUUUGUCUCAAUUAUACCCAAAAACAUAAAGACUACUUUGAGGUAAUUUGAGUUCAGAUUCUUCUGAUACUCCAAUGCUAAGUUUCUCUAGAGCUAGAAGUCAAGGAAGAAACACAAGACCUCUUGGAGGAGGGAUGGAAUACUUAGAACCCAAAAGGAAGAGCAAUGUAAUGGGCAAGAUUAUCUUGGUAGUUUCUCUUACUGCUUUAUGCAUUAUUAUGCUCAAGCACGCACCGAGUUUCUCAUCACCAACCGCGUUUUCUCGCAGCGAGGAAGGCGUGACUCAUGUGUUAGUCACUGGUGGCGCUGGAUAUAUCGGAUCACAUGCUGCAUUGAGGCUCUUAAAGGAUUCAUACCGUGUAACCAUUGUGGACAAUCUUUCUCGCGGUAAUAUUGGCGCUGUCAAGGUUUUACAGGGAUUGUUCCCUGAAGCCGGGAGGCUUCAGUUUAUUUAUGCUGACUUAGGAGAUGCCAAAGCUGUCGAGAAAAUCUUCUCAGAGAACGCGUUUGAUGCUGUUAUGCAUUUUGCUGCAGUAGCAUAUGUUGGAGAGAGCACUCUAGAUCCUCUAAAGUAUUACCACAACAUCACAUCAAACACAUUAGUAGUUCUUGAAGCUGUGGCGAGACAUAAAGUGAAAAAGUUGAUAUAUUCAAGCACAUGUGCCACUUAUGGAGAACCUGACAAGAUGCCUAUUGUUGAAGUUACUCCACAGGUCCCGAUUAACCCUUAUGGAAAAGCUAAAAAGAUGGCUGAAGACAUGAUCCUGGAUUUCUCUAAAAACUCUGAUAUGGCAGUCAUGAUUCUAAGAUACUUUAACGUGAUCGGUUCAGACCCAGAAGGUAGACUAGGAGAAGCUCCAAAGCCCGAGCUACGUGAACACGGACGGAUUUCAGGUGCUUGUUUCGAUGCAGCUCGUGGCGUGAUUUCAGGCCUGCAGGUCAAAGGAACAGACUACAAAACAGGAGAUGGAACUUGUGUUCGUGACUACAUAGACGUUACUGACCUUGUAGAUGCUCACGUGAAGGCUUUAGAGAAAGCUAAGCCUAGAAAUGUCGGAAUCUACAAUGUAGGUACCGGAAAAGGAAGAUCGGUGAAGGAGUUUGUGGAAGCAUGUAAGAAAGCGACAGGAGUAGAUAUCAAAGUAGAUUUCUUGCCGCGAAGACCUGGAGAUUACGCAGAGGUUUACAGUGAUCCAGCAAAGAUUCUGAGAGAUCUUAAUUGGCUUAUUUUCUUGGCCCUAAUAGGGAUUUCUUUCAUUACUAUCGUUAAUGCUCAAGAUCAACAAGGAUUCAUCAGCUUAGAUUGUGGAAUGCCCCGUAACGAGUCUAGUUAUACCGACGAGUACACAGGUUUGAAUUUCUCAUCCGACGCUGAUUUCAUUAGCAGCGGAGAAAGUGGUACAAUCAAGACCGAGGAUCCUGGUUAUGGCGUGAAAUACAUAAAGCCAUAUAAGCAGCUUAGGUAUUUUCCGGAAGGAACACGAAACUGCUAUAAUCUGACUGUCAUGCAGGGCACACAUUAUCUUAUUAGAGCCGUGUUCUUAUAUGCAAAUUAUGAUGACCUUCAGAAAAAACCAAUAUUUGAUCUUCAUCUUGGCCCUAACUUCUGGGCAACUAUAAAUUUGCAAGAUAUGUUUGGUAAUAUAGAACGGAUUUCGUUGCAAGAUGGUACCAUAGAGGAGAUCAUCCACAUGCCAAAGUCAAACACUUUGGAUAUAUGUCUGGUUAAGACAGGAACAACGACGCCAUUCAUAUCAGCCUUGGAACUACGUCCCUUGAGAGAUGACACCUAUACUACUACAACCGGCUCUCUAAAGCUAAUCGCCCGCUCGUAUUUCAGCAAUUAUGACUUCUUCAGCAAUCCUGAAUCCAUCAUACGGUAUCCAGAUGAUGUCCAUGAUCGUUUAUGGGACGUAUACUUUAACGAUGAUGAAUGGAUAGCAAUAAACACCACCACUCCUGUAAAUACGACCGCUAAUGCCUUCGAUCUGCCACAAGCUAUAAUUUCAAAGGCUUCUAUACCCAAAGGUGCUGGUAAGUCAUGGAACAAUUUCUGGUUGAUGCAAAACACGGACGACGUUCACGUGUACCUUCACUUUGCCGAGAUCCAGGCCUUGAAGCCCAGUGAUAGCAGAGAGUUUAGUAUUUUGUGGAAUGAAAACACAAAAAUUAGUGAUGACUACAGUCCUCUAGAGUUCAUGGCUGACACUGUACCUAUCAGAACCUCUACUAAAUGCGAUGUUACUUGCUCCCUAGAUCUUACAAGAACUAAGUCGUCAACUCUUCCACCAUCUUGUAAUGCCAUAGAGGUUUUCGGGGUACUCCAGCUUCUUCAGUCCGAAACAGAUAAAAACGACGUCACUGCAUUGAAGAACAUUCAAGCCACUUAUAGAUUACAAAAAACGAGCUGGCAAGGAGAUCCAUGUGUACCUAUACAGUAUAUGUGGACUGGUCUAAACUGCAGCAACAUGUUUCCGUCUAUUCCACCAAGAAUUACUUCCUUAGAUUUUUCUAAUUUUGGAUUAAAUGGGACCAUAUCAAGUGAUAUACAAUAUCUUAACCAACUACAGAAAUUGGACCUGUCAAAUAACAACUUGACGGGAAAGGUGCCUGAAUUUCUCGCCAAACUGAAAUUGUUGACAGUCAUAAACUUGAGUGGGAACAAUCUUAGCGGCUCAAUUCCUCAAAGCCUUCGUAACAUGGACAAGAAUGGGCUUAUAACGUUGCUCAUUAAAGGAAAUGAAAACCUCUGUUUGGAUCCUUCAUGCGAUGGGAACAACAAAAAGAAAUUGCUAGUACCUAUUCUUGCAUCAGCUGCUUCUGUGGGAAUUAUUACAGCUGUGCUUCUUGUCAUCAUUCUCUUACUUAGAAAGAAGAAGCCAUCCAAAGCUUCACGCUCAUCAAUGGUGGCGAACAAGAGAAGCUUUACUUAUGAAGAGGUUGCGGUAAUUACAAAUAACUUUGAGAGAACUCUUGGCGAAGGAGGGUUUGGAGUCGUGUACCACGGUAAUUUAAAUGGUAACGAACAAGUGGCUGUUAAGGUGCUCUCUGAAUCCUCAGCUCAAGGUUAUAAGCAAUUUAAAGCUGAGGAGAAUGUGCUAGCUCCCCUUUGAGUUGGGAAAAUAGGCUAAGAAUUGCUGCAGAGACAGCACAAGGUUCGUUCUCAGUUUUAUUUUAAUAUGGUAAACAAUUCACUUCUCUUGGUGAGUUUGAUAUAAACCUUUUAUGAGUUG
Messenger RNA from Arabidopsis arenosa, 3345 nucleotides. Lineage: Eukaryota; Viridiplantae; Streptophyta; Magnoliopsida; Brassicales; Brassicaceae. The record is from the annotation of a GenBank genome assembly.